Molecule: messenger RNA, 4114 nt
Organism: Aspergillus aculeatinus CBS 121060
Lineage: Eukaryota; Fungi; Ascomycota; Eurotiomycetes; Eurotiales; Aspergillaceae
Product: mutanase
Exons: 4
Coding region: 152-4075 (1307 amino acids)
Biological process (GO): triglyceride catabolic process
Molecular function (GO): metallopeptidase activity; triacylglycerol lipase activity; glucan endo-1,3-alpha-glucosidase activity
Source: RefSeq, a predicted model, not a curated record
AUUUUAUUCUACCAUUUCUUCUAUUCUCUCUUUAUAUCUUUAUUCGACAAUUCAUGCAUUCAUUCCUUUAUAAAGAUAUCCAGUCAUUUAGUUCUUUAUCUAUUCAUCCUCGCGUUUAUCUAUUGAUUUCAAGCCGGAACCUAAAGUACCAAUGAAUUGGUUCACAUGGAUAGCCUUGUUGGCGGCCUUGCAGAUUGUUCACCAGGCACAGGCAAGAGCUGUGUUUGCACACUUUAUGGUGACAAACUCGGAAAAUUACACGCUCACCGACUGGGAAAAUGAUAUGAAGCUGGCUCAAAGCGCGCACAUUGACGCCUUUGCCCUGAACAUGGCAUACCUCGACAAGACCAAUGAUGCUUCCGUGGCAAUGGCCUUUACUGCUGCUAACGCCGUUGGCUUCCAGCUUCUCUUUUCCUUUGACUAUGCUGGCAACGGGCCGUGGGACCAAGCGGUUGUGAUUAACAUGAUUCAGCAGUACGGGUCAAAUGGGGCAUACUACUUGCACGAGGGCAAACCGUUUGUGUCAACUUUUGAGGGUCCAAACAGUGCUGCAGACUGGGUCACUAUUAAAGCACAGACAGGCUGUUUCUUUAUGCCGGACUGGUCGUCUGUGGGAGCUAAGCCGGCCAUGGCCCUGGCGAAUGGGGUGGCAGACGGCCUGUUCAGCUGGGCUGCCUGGCCCUGGGGCAACCGAACAAUGGACACCUACACCGAUGCAUCGUAUAUCCAGUACCUUGAGGGCAAGCCGUACAUGUUUGCCGUAUCCCCAUGGUUCUACACAAACCUUAUAGGCUAUGACAAGAACUGGAUCUGGCAAGGUGGCAGCCUGUGGUUCGAUCGUUGGCAGGAGCUGUUUGCUCUGGACCCUAUGCCCGAAUUUGUGGAAAUCAUCUCUUGGAAUGACUAUGGUGAGUCGCACUACAUCGGGCCAAUUCGUGAGUCCUCUAUGGCGGCCUUUGAUAUUGGACAAGCCCUCUUCAAUUAUGCCGUGGACUUUCCCCACGAUGGCUGGCGCGAGGCGCUUCCUUUCUGGAUUGAUCUAUAUAAGAAUGGAAAGGCCUCCGUGACCCAAGAAAAGGUCGUCUUCUGGUACCUCCCCCAGCCGGUGGCAGCAUGUCAGGACGCGGGUACGACUGUGAAUACCGCCUCCCAGUUGCAGAUUGAAUUCGACCCUAAGGAUGUUUUGGAGGAUCGAAUCUAUGUCAUGGCCCUGCUAGCCGACUCGUCUCACGCAGUAUACGUGGUUAAUGGGGGACAUGCAUCAUAUGUCUCAUGGGACUCGAAGCCAGACGACGAAAUCGGCGCUGGGGUGUACUUUGGCAGCGUGCCGCUGUACGAAGGCGCGGUGACAGUGACUCUGAUGGUCAACGAGGACCAGGCCUUGGGCGAGGCCAAAGGACUUGAGGUAUCGAGCACGUCCUGUCAGGGGGGCUACAGCAAUUACAAUGCCUGGGUGGGCAGUUUUGCCAGCAUCAAUGGGGGUGUGAGUCGCACGACAGAGGUUGUCUUGUCCGAUCAGGUGUGUAUCCGCGGCAAGGGAGCGUAUGACUUUGAUGAUCUAUGUAGCUUCGCCUGCUCGUAUGGGUACUGUCCCGUAGGAGCAUGUACGUGUGAGCAGAUGGGGGUGGCGCGCACGAAGCCCAAGGCGACAGGCACCACUGGCUAUCCAGCCGAGGGUAAGGACGCCAAUUACGCCGGCCUCUGCAGCUUCGCUUGCAAUUACGGCCAUUGUCCUUCCAAGACAUGCGACACCACCGAGCAUCCCAUGCCGGUACCAACGGUCUCUGACUUCCUCCCACCUGCCUGUAUCGCCGGAACCGGCCAAGGCAAUUACGCGGGACUUUGCUCGUAUUCUUGUGGCUUUGGCUACUGUCCGCACUCCCUCUGUACCUGCACAGCGACCGGAGCGCUCGUGCAGCCUCCAGCGCAGACGAAGGGCCACGGUAUUCCAGCACUCGGUCUUGAUGGCGGCAAUGGCUUCGACGAUCUCUGUGACUUCACCUGCACGCGAGGAUAUUGUCCGGACGGAGCAUGUAGGUACAAAGACGACCAAGUCUCGACCACAACCAUCAACCCUAAGUGGAGUACCGAGCCAGGACAGACUUGCACAGACGCUCAGAAGCAAGUCAUUGUGCUGGAACUGCAGAAUGCUAUCCAAAUGGCCAAGGCAGCUGCCUCGCACUUGAGCCUCGGCGGAUACGACCAGAUCUUCUUCGGUCAAGGCCCUGCCACAGAUGCCAGCUUUCUGUCUGACACCGCUCAAACUUAUACACGAGUGGCAGAGAUUCUGGCCGGAAACGCGGUCAAGCUUCAUCCCGUGCUGACCUGCGAAGAGACGGUCAAGUGUCGGAACCAGGAAGACAAGCAGGUUUGCUCCAUGAACGCAGCCACCAAGCGGAUCAAUUUCUGCCAGAAGUUUUUCAACGAUCCACAGAUAUAUGCCACUGAGGAUCUGCUCGGUCAGUGUGACACGAUGAAUCUACGCGCCGCUGCACGAUCACGGUCUUCUGCUCUGGUUCAUGAAGCCACCCAUUCCAAGUAUGCUAUGCUUGGGAAACCAGGGACUCGAGACUUUACGUACGGAUUCAACGCUGGAUAUCUGCUUCCGCUUGGAAAAUUUGACCGGCGUUGUGCUCCUUGGGCAUUCAAGAUCGAUCGGAAAACCGGAAAGAGAACUCCCAUAGUGGAUAAUCAACGAAUUGAGUGCCCCACCACGAACUCCGACGGCAAACUUGAUGAAGGAAUAUGUCCUCCCGAAGCUGCAACCAAGAAUGCCGAAUCGUAUCAGUUCGUCGCGGCGGGCGUCUGGUUCACUCAAAAGUGCGGUCACACCAUUCCCACGCCACCGCUGCCCCCCAUUCCAGCCAAGCGCGCAGCCACAGACUCGUGCCCUUCCUUUGAUGACUACAUUGUCUGGGAUGCUAAUAGCUGGAACAUCACCGGAUACGUGCACUUCGGUGAUUCUUACGCCGCGGGCUUAGGGACCGGCUCUACCUCCUGGGACUCCUGCCGCGUGGGAUCCUCCAGCUAUGGACAGCUCAUAUACGACGCACUGGACGACAAGAGCAUCUUCUUCCAGAAUCUAGCAUGCUCGGGAGACAAGAUCUCUGAGAUGCGUGGCAAGCUCAAGCAAUGGAAGAACAUAGAAGACACUAGCUUGAUUACGGUGACGAUUGGCGGCAACGAUGUCGGCUUUGCAGACAUUGUCAAGCACUGUAUUCUGAGAUAUCUGGGCAUGCCGGCUUGGUGGGAUAGAUGGUGGUGCCAGCGUUACAAGACGGCCGCUCGAAAUCUGAUAGCUGACAAAAGCGAGAAAGGGCUGCAGGCCCAGCUACGAGAUAUGUAUAUCGAGAUCAAUGCACCGGUUGACGUCCACAGCACCACUCGAAUCUGGGCUCCUGGAUACCCCAAGUUUUUCAAUGCCGAGACCACGUACUGCAACGACAUCGAUUUCAAGUACUGGGGUAGCAAUGAGGGAACAGACACUCAGUUGACCACGAGCCUCCGGCAGGAAUUGAACGAGCUCGUCGACCAAGUAAAUCAAGUCAUCAAGGAUGCCGCCAUGGACGCCAACUACCGCUUGCAUGGCUGGGCUGUCUUCUAUGUGGAUGUGGAUGCACGCUUUGAGGGUCACCGAUGGUGUGAGAAUGGGGUGAAAGAGCCAGACCCUACGAAUCCCGCUACCUAUUUCUUCCUCAGUGGCUGGCCCGAUGUGACGGAGGCAAACGCCAUACAGCAAGCCUCCACGGACGAUAGCAAUUAUAUAAACAGCCUGCAGGGACAUACAAGCCUGCCACUGCCGGAUGGCACCACCUGCAACAGCACGCUUGGGGAUAGUCCUGAUCCAGUUGAUGUUUACUGGUGUGACGUGGCAGUAGCAGUCGUCAAUUAUCCCGAUGGACCUAUGGCGCAGCUUGUGGCCCAGGCCAACAACGACAUGACUGACGGUAACUACACGGCCGAGAGUAUCAACAUUCUGCUCCCUAAUAAACAGAUCAAAACGUUCCAUCCUCGGAGUGCCGGUAUGGCUCUGUAUCGUGAUGCUGUCUUGGAUUCGCUAAGAGGCAUUUAUUGAGAGCACUUUAUGCAUGGCAGCGCCGACCGUCCCUUUCCU